Molecule: messenger RNA, 2500 nt
Organism: Tripterygium wilfordii
Lineage: Eukaryota; Viridiplantae; Streptophyta; Magnoliopsida; Celastrales; Celastraceae
Product: probable receptor-like serine/threonine-protein kinase At5g57670
Exons: 9
Coding region: 75-1859 (594 amino acids)
Biological process (GO): protein phosphorylation
Molecular function (GO): protein kinase activity; ATP binding
Source: RefSeq, a predicted model, not a curated record
UAGUCUUCACAAGAAUCAUAAAAUCAAACAGUCUGCAACUGAACACUACAACCAUUCAGCUCGUCGACGCAACGAUGUUACCUUCAUCUCCAGCUAAAAUACUUGUAGGAAUCUCUUUAGACCCAGAAGAAAACAAUGAGAUCCUCUCAUGGGCAAUAAGAGUGCUAGCUCAUCCAAAUGACAACAUUGUUGCCUUACAUGUUCUUGUUAGCGAGGAGUCGAAGAAGAAGAAGAGAGAAUCGACGAGAAAGAAACAAUCAAAGAUUCGCCAAGCGAAAGCGCAUGUUAUAUCUGUGCUUGCAGAAUUUGCUGGGACAUGUUGCUCUAAACAGAUAAAUUUGGAGGCUAAAGUAGGUUUUAGCAAUAGCGUCGGCAGAGGACUAAUUGAGGAAGCAAAAUCCAUUUCAGCUGAUCAUCUUCUUCUUCUUCGUGGACAAAGAGACAGAUCAAAUAGAACUUCAUUUGAAGUCAUAAGGUAUUGUCUUGAGCACACCCCGCUACAUUGCUCUGUCAUAUCAGUUGGGAAAUCUGAACAACCGAAACAAAAUUCAAAUCCCGCUGACGCCAAAGAGACUCAUCGGUCGAAUUCAAGGAUUCAUAGUAGCAGGUCAGCCUCCCCUGUUGAAAAACAUGUAUUCUCUGAAACAAAGAGAAAGAACACUUCACCAAGAACUGUAUUAGAUGAAAUUGAAGGAGAAUCACAAAGUACAGAAGAAGAGACUUGUAGUUUUGGUGACUCCACCAUCACAUACACAGAAUCACCUCCUCUGGCUCCCAAGAUAAAUAAGCAGAUUUCGCCAUACAAACUUGUCUACUCUUUCCUUAAAUCCCCAUUAAGGAAAAUAAACAGAAGUUUAUCAAAAAAAGACAAGCAUCAGCCUUUCUUGAAGUGCUUCAGCUACGACGAAAUCUCGAAUGCUACGAAUAACUUUGAACCAGAAAAUAUGGUGGGCAAAGGAGGUUAUUCAGAAGUGUUUAGAGGUGAUAUCUCUGGUGGAAGAACAAUUGCAGUGAAGAGAUUGUCCAAGGAUAACGAUAACGCUAACAAGGAUAAAGAGUUCCUACUAGAGUUGGGAAUUAUUGGGCAUGUCUGUCAUCCGAAUACAGCAAAAUUAGUCGGCUACUGCAUCGAAAACGGACUCUAUUUGGUCUUCAAUUUCUCUCAGAAUGGAAAUUUAGCAUCUGCAUUGCAUGGUAAAUCAAGCAAGUUACUUGAGUGGCCUGUUCGAUACAAGAUUGCGCUAGGAAUUGCAAGAGGUCUGCAUUACCUUCAUAAACGCUGUAAACGCAGAAUCAUUCAUCGCGACAUCAAGGCCUCGAAUGUCCUUCUUGGUCCUGAUUAUGAGCCACAGAUAACCGAUUUCGGACUAGCAAAAUGGCUUCCUAACAAGUGGACUCACCAUGCUGUGAUCCCAAUUGAGGGCACAUUUGGGUACUUGGCACCUGAAUACUUCAUGCACGGUAUUGUGGAUGAGAAAAUUGAUGUUUUUUCGUUUGGAAUUCUUCUUCUGGAGAUCAUAACCGGUCGCAGACCAGUCGAUUCAUCGCAGCAGAACCUUCUCUUAUGGGCAAAGCCUCAUAUGGAGUCUGGAAACGUAACUGAAUUAGCUGAUCCAAAACUGGAAGGCGAAUACGACGCAGAUGAAUUGCGCAGAUUGGUGUUCACAGCUUCACAUUGCGUGAGACAAACAUCGGUGUGGCGUCCAUCGAUGAGCGAGGUUUUAGAUCUUCUAACCAGCAAUGGCAAUGACUCUGAUGAUAUGAGCAUACCAAAGUUCAUAUCUGAUGAAAUGGAUGAUUACUCCAUGGUUUUUGGAUAUGAUGUGCCAACUGAUAUAAGUUUGGAGGAUUUUUUAUGAUUCAAUUUAGCCCCUUUUUUUUGUUUGUAAGAGAUAGAAAGGUCCUCCUAGUGAGUAUGUUAAGGCCAAUUGGGAUACGGCUAUUGAUAAAGAAGGCGAACUGUACUGGAAUGAGUGUUAUUUUUAGAGAUAUGUAUGGUGACUUGUGGGUAUGUAGUUAUUCCAUUAGGAAGGCUUCUUGAUCCUUUCCAUGCAGAAGCGUUGGGAGCACUCCAUGCGGUCAAGUUGGCCAUUGAUUUGGGGUUUCGUCAAAUUAUCCUUGAAGGAGACUCGAGUGUUGUUGUGGAAGCCAUAAGAGGAGAUGAGAUGAGUUAAUCAAACAGGGGAGUGGUGGUUGUGGAAAUUUGUCAGCUGCUAUCUUCCUAUUUCAGGAGGUGGGAUGUAUGCCAUGUUCGAAGGGGGUCAAAUUCGGCAGCGCAUUGCCUAGCUCAGAUGGCCGUCCAGGACAAACAAUGUAGAAUUUGAGUUGAGGAUGGACCUGAGGGUGUGCUUCCUAUGGUAGAAAAUGAGAAGUUGAACUGUAGUUAAUUGAUUGUUUGAGAGUUUUGUUAUUGUUUUGUGUUGCGUGCUAGUUAGACUUCUUAAGGGAGUUAUUUUGUUUUUAAUUCCAGAUAUGGUUUUCUAUGCCAUAUUUGCUUUGU